Molecule: messenger RNA, 3318 nt
Organism: Fragaria vesca subsp. vesca
Lineage: Eukaryota; Viridiplantae; Streptophyta; Magnoliopsida; Rosales; Rosaceae
Product: serine/threonine protein phosphatase 2A 59 kDa regulatory subunit B' gamma isoform-like
Exons: 7
Coding region: 1-2925 (974 amino acids)
Biological process (GO): proteasome-mediated ubiquitin-dependent protein catabolic process; membrane fusion; autophagosome assembly
Cellular component (GO): nucleus; cytosol
Molecular function (GO): ubiquitin binding
Source: RefSeq, a predicted model, not a curated record
AUGGAAACCGAACCCCAAGAAUCCAACCCCCAAAACGACGCCGUCAUCAGCUCCUUCUGCGAGAUCACCUCCGCCUCUCCCCAAGAAGCCCGCUUCUUCCUCGAAUCCCAUAAUUGGGACCUCGACGCCGCCGUUUCCACUUUCUUUGAAAACGACGCCGCCGCCGUCGACGACGCCACCGUCGCCGUCACCAACCCAGUCCCGGCGUCCCAUUCGCUCUCGCCGUCUCCAUCUCACUCGCCGGAGUACUCUCCCUCCCAGUCCCCCACGCGCUCCCGCUCGCCCUCGCCGGCGCCGUCUCGCCCGGCGUACCAGCUCCGGUCGAAGCGCGCAGCCUCCGGGAGCAGCAAGGAUGACAACAAGCCCCCCGCCGCGCGUACACGUGGCGGCAUUCGGACGCUUUCCGAUCUGAAUCGGCGUCCGGUGAAGGAUGGCUCUGACAGUGACGACGAUGAACCCAACGAGUACUACACUGGCGGCGAGAAAAGUGGUAUGCUUGUCCAAGACCCUACCAGAGGCGGUGCGGGUGACGUGGAUUCAAUUUUCGCUCAAGCCAGACAGUUUCACCAAGCACCUCUGGAACCUUCUUCAAGCUCGAGAAGUUUUACUGGAACAGCUCGGACACUUACAGGGGAGACUGUUCCAGCUGCUGCACCUCCGCCACCUGAAUCUAUCAAUCACACCAUCACUUUCUGGAACAAUGGCUUUACCGUAGACGACGGCCCACUGCGGAGGGUGGAUGAUCCUGCAAAUGCAACCUUCAUGGAAAGCAUCAAGAAAUCUGAGUGCCCAGAAGAGCUUGAACCACCUAGUAGGAUGACUACUGUUGAAGUCAGUCUUAUCAAGCGGGAGGAAGACUACCGUGAACCAGUGAAGCAGCGUAGUCAGGCUGCUUUUCAGGGUGUUGGAAGAACUUUGGGUGGCAGCACUUCGGAGUCAGCUGCCUCUGAGUCAACUGCUGCUGCCGGUCCUCCUCCUACAACUGCUCCAUUGCCAUCAAUGGGCUUAACCGUUGAUCAGUCAUUGCCAUCGACCUCUAUUCAGCUAAGGUUGGCAGAUGGUACCCGGAUGGUGUCUCGCUUCAACAACCGCCAUACAAUUAGAGACAUUCAUGCUUUUAUUGAUGCAUCAAGACCUGGUGGGGUAAGAAAUUACCGAUUGCAGACAAUGGGUUUUCCUCCAAAACAGCUCACUGAUUUGGACCAAACAAUUGAGCAAGCCGGUGCCACCAAUUCUGUCAUCAUCGGCAUACUCUUGCUUAACAUAUUGUCAUUCCGCAAAUCUUGUUCACGAUCUAGUGAAAACACAGAUAUCAAUCUCCCCUGGGUUGAGGUUUCUGUAGAUAUGAUCAAACAAAUUCUGGGUAGAAUACCUCGAAAACCUUCGAAAUCAUCGCAAAACGAUGCAUACAACGAUGGAGGGGUUAAUGGGAUUGGACCCAAUUCCAUUAACAGCUCAAAGUCUUCGAAUUCAGGUUCUGGGAAUUCAAGAACCAGCAAUGGGGUUCUUGCCCCACUGUCUAGUAAACCCAGUCAAUCCAAGAAGCCAGGUCAAGUAGGUCCUUUGUUGUUUUCGGGUGCCUAUGAGGCCCUGCCGAGUUUCAGGGAUGUCCCCAGUGCAGAGAAGCAGGGUCUGUUUAUCAAGAAAUUGAACAUGUGUUGUGUUGUGUUUGAUUUCAAUGAUCCGUGGAAGAAUGUCAAGGAGAAGGAUGUAAAGAGGCAGACUUUGCUUGAGCUUGUGGAUUACAUUUCGUCUGUGAAUUCCAAGUUCAAUGAGGUGACAAUGCAGGAGAUUACUAAGAUGGUGGCCACCAAUUUGUUUCGGACUUUUCCAUCCCCGAGUCAUGAGAAGAAGGCUCUUGAGAGCUAUGACCAGGACGAGGAGGACCAGAUGUUGGAGCCUGCUUGGUCUCAUCUUCAGGUUGUGUAUGAGUUUCUGUUAAGAUUUGUGGCUUCUCCUGAGACAGAUGCCAAGCUUGCUAAAAGAUAUAUUGAUCAGGCGUUUGUUUUGAAGUUGCUUGAUUUGUUUGACUCUGAGGAUCAAAGAGAGAGGGAAUACUUAAAAACAAUCCUACACCGGGUUUAUGGGAAGUUCAUGGUGCAUCGACCAUUCAUUAGGAAAGCCAUCAAUAAUAUCUUCUUUUGGUUCAUAUUUGAGACUCAGAAGCACAAUGGGAUUGCAGAAAUGCUUGAAAUUUUAGGCAGUAUAAUCAAUGGUUUUGCUUUACCUUUGAAGGAAGAGCACAAGCUGUUCCUUGUCCGCGCCUUGAUUCCCCUUCACAAGCCUAAAUGUGUAUCUAUGUAUCAUCAGCAACUUUCCUAUUGCAUUACUCAGUUUGUGGAGAAAGAUGGCAAGCUGUCUGAUACCGUGAUUAGAGGACUGUUGAAGUAUUGGCCCAUAACCAAUAGUUCAAAGGAAGUCAUGUUCCUUGGUGAAUUGGAAGAAGUUCUGGAAGCUACCCAACCAUCAGAAUUUCAGCGGUGCAUGGUCCCUCUUUUCCGUCAAAUUGGUCACUGCCUCAGCAGCUCACAUUUUCAGGUAGCUGAACGCGCAUUGUUUUUGUGGAAUAAUGAUCACAUAAGAACUUUGAUCACACAAAACCGCCAAGUGAUUCUGCCAAUAAUUUUCCCUGCUAUGGAGGAAAAUGCUCGGAGUCACUGGAAUCAAGCUGUUCGGAGUUUGACAUUGAAUGUGAGAAAGAUAUUCUCAGAUAUUGAUCAAGAACUCUUUGAUGAGUGCUUGGCCACAUUCCAAGAAGAUGAAACUAAAGAGAAGGAAACACAGGAGAAACGUGAAUCAACCUGGAAGCGCUUGGAAGCUGUGGCUUCCUCCAAGUCUUUGAACAAUGAGGCCGACCUUGUCUCAAGGUUUGCUUCUAAUGCCAUUUCUACAAGCCAAAAACCCCGGACCACUUCUGGUAGUUGAUAUCAUCACAAUUCCGAAGUGUGAGUCUUCUUACCUGAAUGAAAGUGGGCGGGACUUGGCCUCAUUUCUCUCGAGCUUGUUGUAACUGUAGUUUCGUUCUGAUAAGGGAUAACGGUGAAGGUGGGGGGCUUUUGCUGAUAAUUGAAACAGCCCCUUGUUUAUCAGCCGUUCAGUUUCUUUUGUACUCUUCAGCCAUGGAGGGGUGUGUAUCAUAAGAUACUGUUUGUUAUAGAGAUAAAUGGUGGUUUGAAUUCCCACCAGAUAGUAUUUAUUGUAUAAUAGUGCAGAUUGCAGAAUGUAUUUCAUUUUCUCGUUCUGUUUCCAUUCAAGCAGUAUACCUUAUCUUUGAAGUUCAUUGUAAUACCAAUUCCAGUGUUCGAUUGAUUAUUGCGA